GGUGGUCGGUAUUGGCUGAGGCGACAGUCUUCCGGUGUGGGCCGGCUUGUUUGGGUACUGCCGUCACGCUAUGGCGGCGCGCAGAGCUGAAUUAGCGUGUGUCGAAGGCAGCCGUGCUGUGGGGUCCGAACCGAGUUUUGAACAGCCGCAGGACCAACGUGAGGGAGAGAAGACGGUGGUGGCAGUCGCACCGCGAGUGGCAAGAGUUGACUCUGAGAAUGGGACUUCCCCUUCCUCUCCUUGCACACCUCAAAAUCUACUCCAGAGGGUGUCCCUCUGCACAGGAGACUGCAGAGAAGAGCCAAACAGCAGUGUUGGAUGCAACUAUACAUCUUCAAAGUGUAUGCUGCUUACUAUGGAAGAAUCACAAAACUGUGAAUUUGGAAGUAGCAGCCCGGAACAGCUGAGAAACAUUGCGCUAAACACAAUGCUGCAACAUUCAGAAGCAAAUUUUGAUGGCACAGAAAAUGCAGGUUCAUUGGACGAGGUGGAGGAUUACAUUGUCAGAAACAGAAAUUUGUUGGGAACUGCAUACUGUGCUCAAGAACUGCGAGAGGAGACACCAGGAAGAGAAGAAACUCGUACUGAGCCUCCUGAUGGCCAGCAAGACCCAGAAAGUGAGAAAAGCAAAGAGAAAACCUUAGGAAAAGAAGUACUCUUAUUGAUGCAAGCUUUAAAUACUCUAGCUACACCAGAAGAAAAGUUGGCAGCACUCUGCAAGAAAUAUGCUGAUCUGUUAGAGGAGAGCCGGAAUGUUCAAAAGCAAAUGAAGAUGCUGCAGAAGAAACAGGCACAGGUUGUAAAAGAGAAGGUCCACCUGCAGAGUGAGCAUAGCAAGGCUAUUCUAGCACGCAGCAAACUGGAAUCUCUCUGUCGUGAGCUUCAACGCCAUAAUAAGACUUUAAAGGAAGAAAACAUGCAACAAGCCCGUGAAGAGGAGGAGAGACGUAAAGAAGCAACUGCACACUUUCAGAUCACAUUGAAUGAGAUUCAGGCUCAGUUGGAACAGCAUGGCAUACACAAUGCAAAGCUUUGCCAGGAAAAUAUUGAAUUGGGAGAAAAGCUGAAGAAACUCAUAGAACAAUAUACACUGCGAGAAGAACAUAUGGACAAAGUCUUCAAGCAUAAAGAACUGCAACAGCAGCUGGUGGAUGCCAAGCUUCAGCAGACAACUCAGCUUAUAAAAGAAGCCGAAGAAAAGCAUCAGAGAGAGAGGGAGUUUCUACUAAAAGAGGCUACUGAGUCCAGACACAAAUGUGAACAGAUGAAACAGCAAGAAGCUCAGUUAAAACAGCAGCUUUCUCUCUACAUGGAUAAAUUUGAAGAAUUCCAGACAACAAUGGCAAAGAGUAAUGAACUUUUCACAACGUUCAGACAAGAGAUGGAAAAGAUGACCAAGAAGAUCAAAAAACUGGAAAAAGAAAUAAUAGUUUGGCGUACAAAAUGGGAAAACAACAACAAAGCUCUUUUGCAAAUGGCUGAAGAAAAAACAGUUAAGGACAAAGAAUACAAAGGCUUCCAAAUAAAGCUGGAUCGUUUGGAAAAGCUGUGCAGGGCUCUUCAAACGGAAAGAAAUGAGCUGAAUGAGAAGGUGGAAGUCCUUAAAGAACAGGUUUCUGUAAGAGAAGCAGAUGUUGAUCUAGCUGUACACAUGUUGCAGUCAUGCACACUCAAUUCUCAUAAGAAGCUGGGAAGUUCUACCAAUGGAGCGCAAGAAGGAAUCCAACCAGAUGCUGAAAUAUCAGUGGCAAAUGAAGGCUCUGAAAAAACUGUCUGCCUGGAUUCAAUUCCUACCACAGAUUUUGUUGACUAAAGUAUAAACACUGUAUUGAGAGAUAUAUUUUGUGUAUAACUUUAACUGGUGGUGGUAUCUAUUAGUUUUGUGGUGAAAAAUUUCUUACUUUUUCUACCAUAUCUGUAUUUUCUUAGAACAGAACAGAACUUGCCUGGUACAGGAAGCUGCAUAGCGGCUAUUGAAUAGCUUAUCUAUAAAUUUUCCACAACCGUGUUGCACAUCUGCCUCAUUUUUUAAAACAAACUAUCAUAAAAGAUGCAUGCAAAUUCCUUCCUUUUGACCCCAUAGCACACAUCACCAUGUCAUCUAAGACUCGUGUACAGAUUUGACAUCAUGUCAGGGGAGCAACUGUGACCAGUGUGUCACAGACUCUGUUGAGGGGAGGGUUUUGCUUCUAUUAAGUGAAUUAAGGUUUUAUAUUGAAUUGUAAUUACCAAUGCUACAGUAAACUAUAAUUGGAGAAGUGAUGGCUAGUGGAAGCACAUAUUGUGUAAACAAAACUAAAAAAAAUCUUAACAGGGUUUAGUGUAGCUGCAGUCUUGCCUACAGCUUUGAAAUCAAUAUAAUUUUGCAACUGGAAAAACAGGGUGUACAACUCACAUAUUUCUCAGGAUAGUCCUGCACAGUCAAUGUAUAGAUGGAGUAACUGUUGCCUGACCUGUUAAAGUGAAGAAACAAGGGCAGAAAACAGGUACUCAAGCUUUGUCCAAACAACCACUGACAAGUGCAUUUUAAGUACACACUUGUAUCCUGCAGAAGUGUUUUUUAAGCUACAAGUUAAAGUCUGCUGUCUACAAAUAUAUGUGCAUAGUUGCAGCUUGUCACAACAAACUGCAAUGGGUUUUUGGUUGGUGGGUGCCAGGCAAAAGUGCACUUUUUCUGCCAUUAUUUCUUCACUAGGUUUGGUGCCUAUCUAUUGUGAAAUAAUGAUCUUGUACAAAGGUGUUCAUCACUGAAAAUGAGUGAACAAUAAUACUCCAUGUGUUGCUCCAAUUUAAUACAGUAGAUCAUAAUGCACAUAUUUGACUGGAAAUAUGCUCUCAUGAAAACCUAUUUGCAUAUUUAACAAUGUAGGUCAGAGUAUAGAUAAUAAAACCUGUCUUGUUUAGACACGGGGUGAAUGGAGAAUACUCAGAUCUAAUUUCUCAACUGCUGCUUUUUGUAAAAUAAAGUGUAUGUCUCAACAAAA
Molecule: messenger RNA, 2984 nt
Organism: Rhineura floridana
Lineage: Eukaryota; Metazoa; Chordata; Lepidosauria; Squamata; Rhineuridae
Gene: TXLNG
Product: taxilin gamma
Exons: 11
Coding region: 71-1813 (580 amino acids)
Biological process (GO): regulation of cell cycle
Molecular function (GO): syntaxin binding
Source: RefSeq, a predicted model, not a curated record